Heterobilharzia americana is the source of this 540-nucleotide messenger RNA. The record is from the annotation of a GenBank genome assembly. NCBI's taxonomy places the organism in Eukaryota, Metazoa, Platyhelminthes, Trematoda, Strigeidida, Schistosomatidae.
AUGUACUUCCCAUUAGACUUAGGUAUUCGUUGGUUUCCUAACGUUCGAGCAGACGGUGCGCUGAUUACAAUCACACCUAGUCUUAUUCGAUUUAGUACAACUACACUAAGCGCUAUCAGUGCUUCUGCUGCAGGACUGUAUGCUUUAUUUUGGCAAUGGGAUCCAUGUUGUAAAUAUCAGGUCGCAUCAUCAAUUGCAUCUCUUCCUGUUGGAGCAACUUCAUUUGUAACCACUAGUAAUCACGUUUUGAUGAACUCACACCCGGGUGAUAAUUCACCAACAAAUGGAAUAAGCAAUGGUGAUAGCCCUAAUGGUUCCUCGGAAAUAAGUCAAAGUAGUAACGGAAAGCGUACCCGUGCAGUCAUAGCAGAAAAUCAUUCAAAUUCAAGUGGUCCUCCUCUACGCCCUGUAGUUUUAGUACACCGGGAUGAUGGAGCAAGAAAAGUUCUACAUAAUGCUGUCUCUCUUACUUCUACGUUAGUUGCUUGCUAUAUCCUUUUCAGGUGGUCUCGGAGUCCAGAUAUUGUUAGUGAUUCAUAA